AUGCCUGCGGUGUGUGAAAAGUGCGAGUUUCAAGUAGAAACGACCAUUUUACUGAGAAACUCGCAGUCCAAGGAGCCACUGGAUCUGACCAAGAGCUUAAACGAACACGGCGUGAGGGAGGUGUUCGCCAAAGACACAGCCACCGAGCGCCAACAUCAAUCCAAGACGCCUGAAAUAGGUAUACUGGAGCACCUGGACAGUAUGCCGUCCUUUUGAAUGAAAACUAUCGGAUUAAGGCUUAAAACACAGAUUUGCUGGAUUAUUUUAGCUGCAAUUUGGUGCUGCAUCUUUUCUCCUUAUGUUGGUGCUCCUAAAACCCUGCUAACAUCACUGCCAAUCUGAAAUAAAGCCUGGAAGAUAUACUGUUUCUGAUAUAUAAUAUUCUCUUUAUAUGAAGGUGUUAAAUCAGUGCGUCUGGCCUGAUAAUAAUUGCUUUGUUUUCUAGCCGUAACAGCUGUCACGCCAACAGAGGUCAUCACACCGCCUCCACCAGAAGGUAACACAUAAACACGCUAAUGCACGGUGUCAGUUUCGUCCUUUGUUGUACAGCAGAUCAUUUCAUAACCAAGAUGUUUUUCAUGGUGUAGAUCUGCCAAAGAAGGAGAAGAAGCAGAAGGAGCAGAAGGAGAACUCAGGCUUCCUCAGCUUGUUCAGGAAGAAGAAGAAAAAGCCUCAGAUGGUACAGAGUGUUAUCAGCUGAUGAUGUUUAUAAUGCGGAUGGUUCUUGUCUUUAAAUUAAAGUGGAUGUUCUGUUCACAGGAAGGGUCAAAGAGCGCGCCGUCCUCUCCUGGUCUGAGGGUGGGAGUCAGUGCCAACGUGCAGAGUGUUUCUUCUUCUUCGACUCUGACAGUCGACAUGCCCAAGAAGAGACGGGCCCCACAGCCACCGCUGAGUGGAGCACAGAACACCUCCAAUAACCUUAGCACCUGUAAUAUCAGAGGAGCACAGGUGGGUUAAUAAACUCUUCCUCUUUUCCUCGGUUUACCUCUCUGAACAUCCAGUCUCUUCUUCUUCACCUCCUUUUUUCUUCUCUUCUUUUUCACCUCUCCGUGUCCUCUCCUUCGCCUCCUCUUUUUGUCUUUUCCUCAUCUCCUUACCUUUUCUUGUCUUUUCCUCACUUCCUUACCUUUCUUGUCUUUUCCCACACUUCCUCGUAACCUUCCUCUUUUUGUCUUUUUCCUUACUUUCUUUCCUCUUUUCUUCUCUUACUUUCUUUCCUCUUUUCUUCUUAUUUUCUUUCCUCUUUUCUUUUCCCUUCUUCCUUUUCUCUACUUGCCUUCCUCCUGACUUCCUUUCCUUUUUUUUGUUGUCUUUCUCACCUCCUUACCCCUACUGUCUCCUCCUUUUUUAUUGUUACCAAAUGAUGAUUUCUUUUCAAUGAUUUCUCUUAUUUUCUUUCCUUUUCUUGUCUCUUAUUUCACCUUUCCUCUCUGAAGUCUUAACAUCCAGUCUCUUCUUCUUCACCUCCUCUUUUCUUCUCUUCUUUUUUACCUCUCCUUGUCCUCUUCCUCGCUUCCUCUUUUUGUCCUUUCCUCACUUCCAUACCUUUUCUUGUCUUUCUCCUCACUUCCUUAUCACCUUCCUCUUCUUGCAUUCUUCCUCCUUACUUCCUUUCCUUUUCUUGUUACCUUACCUCUUCCUGUCUCCUCCUUUUUUAUUUUUACAGUUUGAUGUUUUCUUUUCCAUUUUUUCUCUUAUUUCCCUCGUUUUCUUGUCUCUUAUUUCACCUUUCCUGGUACCAUAUUCUUCUCUACUCUCUUCUCUCUCACAUAUCUCUUUUUCUCCUCUUCGCCUUUUCUUUCUGAACUCACCUCAUCAUUUAUUAUCUGUCAUUCUCACCUGUUUUAUAUUUCCCAGUGUUUCCUCUUUCUUAUUCUGACUUCUUGUUAAAAAUUUCCUGUCUCCUCCUUUUCAUCUUUUUUCCCUCUCUUAGUCUUUUGUCCUCUCCUCCAUUCCUCCGUCUCCUCCUGAUCUAAAGAAAUAGCUGCGUUGGUCAGAGAGUCGCUGAUUGAAUUGAAAGCAUUAGUGACGUUGUCCCUCAGUGUCUACAACAAAGAAACUCUGCCGUAAAUGAAGGCAAACAUCCUCCAGUAAUGUCAUUAUCUCUCUCUGCAGAGGUCUGCAGAAUCCACAUUAAGGAGCACCAAGAGGAGGGCCCCUCCCCCUCCCUGUGCAAACAACCACCAGGAGCUGGAGCUGCACACAGACGCUAAAGGUAGGAUCAUCUUUGGACUUUGUGACGGGAACUCUGUGCUUCUUUAUUGUUCAAUGAAAAAGGUCUGAGUCUGUUUAUGUUGCCCUCUAGUGGUGAUGAUUGAGGCAGCAUCUCUGAGCCCUUUGAAUGCUCCUCCAAAAACCUAAUUGACCUUUUACAGUAUUUCAGUGGAAAUCAAAAAAGGGGUUUAAAGUGAGGUGAAUUCUUGCGUCUGCCGAAUCCUCACGACUUCACUCAGCGCAGCGCCGGGUCAAGAGAGAUUGAAGUUAAAUCAAGAUUAAAAUGUCAGAGCGAAUACCAUCAAACGGCCGAUUUAGCAGUUAAAUCCAGCACGAAAACUCCUCUUUUAUCAGCCAGAACAUUUUAACCCCGUUCAGGGCAAUUAAAGUGACCCGGAGAGCCGCGUUCACGGCAUACACUGGCUUCAGUCCGCUCAGAGAUAAAUCCCUCUAUUGUCCGAGCUGUCUGAUAUGCUUUUACCACCUGGUGCACAGCCCGUUCUCUUGAUCUGCUUUCACAGAUUUGAAAGAAUAAUGACCACACUCUGAUUAGACAAAGGUUAUUAGGGAUCUGCAAUUAUGUCGUUAACGUUUGAAAAAGAAAAGAGAACUUGAACUUUGAAUCGUUGGCUGGAUAAAAAGAUGGACAGGCACACCUAAAAUUACAGUCAAAAUACCCUUUGUUACAUGUGCGUGCAUCUUGGGCUGGUAAUUAUGUUUAGAUAAAGAGGUGAACUAGGACUAUGUUGAUGUCCCCCUUGAUCUGCUACCUUAAACAUACAUUUAGCUAAGCCCAUAUGUCGUAUUCGGCGUCCGAUUUUUGUUCUAGAAUAACAAAUAAAAGCUAUCUUCCACAGAAGAAUAAACGUGAAGAGAACCAACAUAAAUGACAGAAACCAUGUUUCUCCUUUGUAAUUUUUUUCUUUACACAGCUAAUCUGGUGCGCUGUAGGAGCUUCAUUUAUCAACAGAGCUGUCGAACAUGUCAUUAAAUUCAUGAAAAUAUGAACUACAUCUAAAUUUCUUAAGUGGACAUAAGUAGACAUAAUGUGAAUCCAUGUUUGGGAACAUUUUAUUUAAAACACAUUUUGAAUUUUAAGUUUGACCCAUGUAUCUAUUAAAGGGAUAUUCCGGCGUAAAAUUAAUUUAGGGUCUAACACACUGUGACACCGAGUUAGACACCCCCACGCGAGAUGAAUGUUGCUGACUGCUUGCUUCUCUAGUUAUACCAACUUUAGUAACGACCACAGGAUAGCAAUACACAGCGGUCUGAGGAGCCAUAAACAAACCUCAACCAAAACGCCACUCUAUAGCCACAAAUAAUGCUCAGAAGAGCACCUAACUUCAUCAACAGGACAUAUAGGGUCCCAGUUAUAGCACUAGCCACCAAACAUCUUUUUAACUUUGCCUAAUUUUUUUAGCAAAGAGACUAAACACAACUCACCUACUCUCUUCCAGCAGCGGCUUGUUUGUAGCGAGACCUCAGGCCAGUCCAUUACAGACUGCUGUGGGGUGACACAGCUCAAGGAAGAACAUUUAUGAUCAUUUUUUCAUGGAAAUACAAUCAGACCGAGAUGCUAAGGCAGAAGAACUACCGCGUCUGCAGAGCAAAAUGAUUAAUAUAGUAAUUAUUACUUCAAGGAAAUGAUCAAGUAAUGAUCAUAAAUGUUCUUCCUUGAGCUGCGUCACCCCGCAGCAGUCCGUAAUGGACUGGCCUGGCUGUGUAUUGCUAUCCUGCAGUUGUUACUAAAGUUGAUAUAACUAGAGAAACAGGCGGUCAGCAACAUUCAUCUCUAACUCGGUGUUACGGUGUGUUUGACCCGAAAUUGAUUUUACGCUGGAAUAUCCCUUUAACAUGGGGUUGGUUUCAUGACCGAUACUACAGCUCGGCAGUCAGUGGAUGUCUACAUUGUUCGCUUUAGUUCUGAGGAGCCAUCAUGUCGUCCAUCUUUGCACACAGUCCUUGUUUAAGCGUCGUAAUUAUCUUCCCAAAUUCUUCCUCGCUUCACUCCCUCGUUUUGUUUUUGUUGUCAGAGUGAAAAAAUCUGCUGAGCCUGUAACAAUCCUAGUCUAGGAAAACAGCCUCCAUUCCUCCUCAUCGUACCCUCCUACACUUAUAUAAUCACGGCCUUUUAAAAGUUCCAAACUUGCUCAAAGAUUUCACUUCAACUCUGAAUGUUUCUCUUGUUUUUUAAAGACCUGUAGACUGAAGAUGGCUGCUCUCUCUCCUCCCUGCUUACAGACUCUGUGUUACCUGAUGCGGGUGAUUGAUUGGGGCUCCUCCUCCUGCUGCUGCUGUCUCCUUUUCCUCUCCUCCUUCCACCAUCCCUCUCCUUCCUCUCCGUCCUCCUCCUGCGCUGGUCUCUUCUUCCUCCUUCCCGUCUUAGUGGCUUUUAUACGGAUGUUUGUCCCUGUCGCCUGUUGCACUUAAAAACAUAUUUAUUCAUCCUGCUGUUCUUGUUCCGUUGUGUUCUUUAAUUUUGUCUGUUAUUUUGCUGUAAAAUCUGUAGCUCUCAUUCAUUUUGUCUCAGGUUUUUAUCCUUUUGUGUGUUUUCCUUUUAAUUUAUCAGACUUUCUGAACUGAUUUUUGUGCCUUUGAUUCAAAAGAGAAACCCAAAUGAAAUUAACUUGUAAAGUAAUCAGUGUUUGUGAAACAUGAAUGAGCAAUAACUGUUUUUAACACAGACCCUGUUUUAUAAUCAUGAUGAAUUAAUUAAUAGUCCGUCUUUGAACAGUUUUUCUUUACAGUACAGUUCUACCUUUUUGAUUAAAUGUCUUUGCUUGUGUUUUUCUGACUGAUUUUAAUUCUAUCUUUGAUUAUAUUAGUUUUCUUUAAUCUUAUUUUUUUUGUUCAGGUUUUUAUCUUUCUUUUCUUGAUAUUUCAGAUAUUCCCAGAUCUCUUUUUAACUUUGAUAAACAUGACAAUUCAUCUAUAUGUUUUAUUUUGUUCAAAAGAUGUAUGUGAGUUUUUUCAUUAUUAAUCUUUUUCUAAAUAAAAUUAAACCAAAAAAAUGCCUUAAACUAAUACGUGAUUUAAUAUAAGAAAAAUAUUAAUUUGUGAAAAAUUGAUUGAAAGAUAAAUUCCCAUUGCACUAAAUCUUUCCUUUUCCUCCAGGGACUCUUGACUCCCUGCACCCUUUGGCAGAUCUGAGAGAAAGUGACGAUUCAGGCUCUAUAACCCUAUCAUUCUCCUCGUCUUCAUCACCAAAACCAUCACGCUCACGAUCAUCCUCAUCCUUCUCCCUUUCCUGUUUCCAUGAAGUAGCCGAUCACCUGCCUUCCUUCCGAGGUAAAGACCUCUCUGACGCUCGGAGCGCUCUCGCCAAAAUUUUGACUUCAUCUGUGAGCAAAGGAGGGCUGGUGAAGCGUCUGAGGAGUUCUGCUUCGACUAAUUUGCACACCAGCUCCUCCUGUCUUUCAGUGCCUCAUAGGCGCUCGGAAAACGGGACGGCCUGCGCUGAAGUUGAGCCUGUACUACCACCGGUCCCCCCUGCAGAGCCUGAAUGGGAAGAUCCGAUAGAAAGGAGGGUGAUGACCACUUUCAGAGUGGUCCCGUCGAAGAAAGAGUGGACAACGGAUGCAGAAAUCACCCUGAAAGUUCCUGAGCAGAUAAGAAUUGAAGAAACCCCAAAGACAGAGGCUUCUAUGGAGAUUUGGAAAGAUCAAAUUGAAGCCAAAGAGGAUCCGUGUUGCCUGGACGGAUCAAAGACUGAAACUUCUUUGCUUAGUCCCGAUCAAUCUUCUCAGGAGGCUUCUAGUGAGCCAGAUUUGACCCUGUAUCCACCUGAUUUGGACAGAAAUCUGGAUCGUGAAAGCCCAAGUCUGCCCAAAGUUGGUGAUACUGUUGAAAGAGAAGAAGAAAAAGCACUCGGAGCUCUGUGUGAGGUGGUUCAAGCAGCAGAAAAAGAACCUGAAGAUUUGUUGGAGGUGGUUCAAGCGGCAGAAGAAGAAGAACCUGAAGAUUUGUUGGAGGUGGUUCAAGCGAAAGAAGAACUUCCAAGUAAGGGUCAGGGUGACUCUGAAGAUGAGAGCGAACAUCUUCAAAGCCUCAAGAGAGAGUCUGUGGAAUCAAACACAGAUCAUUGUGAUUCAAACACUCAUGAAAAAGACACUGAGGACGAAGGGGAGGACUGUUUCCCACCCCCUCCCCCUCCUGUUUUCUAUAACGAAGACUUAGAGGAGAAAAGAGACGCUACAGCGGCGUCUUCUCCACCAUUAAAUCCGACCUCAAAUGGGCAGAUUAAGGCGUUCAGUGGCGAGCAUCAAAAUAGGCCCAACGCAGCCGAACAGACUCCCACAGAAGACAUCAACACAGCGCCGUCCAGGUUUGCACAGGCAGUGGCGUUGGCAGUGCAGAGGUCCCGCAACCAGGGUAACGGAAGAGGUUUAGGCCCUCCUUCUCCUGGUGGUCCACACAACCCACUCCCAUCAUCUCCCAGAUCCAUAUACCAGUACGGUGAGUACCCCCGAAGAGGACGAAGUUCAUCGUAUAGCUCAGGAGUUUAAUCUUAUAUUGAAAAACACAACACAACUGAUUGAAAAACACCCACACAAAUAAAAAAACUCAAAACUUUUACGAACUUUAGAGAAGUUGCUCACCAUGUUGAAGAUAUACAUGAAAAGAAACACUUUAAAAACAUGUCUCCAAAGACUUAUCAAAAUAGUGUUUUUUGUGAAUAAUUUGUUUCAUAGAUAGAUACAUAGAUAGAUAGAUAGAUAGAUAAAGAAAAGGCUCCUUUAGCGAAACAGAUUUCAAGUUUUUCAUAAUCGUCUAAUUCAAGGAAAUCAACAUAGAUAGAAGACAUUUUAUGAACAAAUACCUCUCUUAUAUCAAUAUAUUUAGGGCAGUAAAACAAAAAGUGAACCUCAUUUUCAAUUUCACAGAGUUUGCAAAACAUACAGUAUCUCUCCUCCUCUGUCUCCAGGGCUAAUGGUAAUGUUCCUGACCGUAUUUGUGCACAUAGAGAUCGCUGUCUUGAGCCAGUACAUGAAAAACAUAUAUGAGUGUUUUUUUUUUUUAAAGCUGAAAUCUGCAUUAACGAUUGAAAUUAAAAAAGUAAAACCAAAGCAGCAUUUAGAAACAAGAAGUUGAAGUUUAAAGAGAUUUUUGAGCUCAUUGAAACCAUGCAGGUGCACACUUUCAUAGUAAGUUUGUGAUAUUAGCCAAAAACGCACAAAUGGAGCUAAUAUUCACAACAUGAACGAUAAAUCAUUAUAAGAUUGAAUUCACAGUGUGAUUAAAAGUCCAGAAAACCUGAAAUACCCGACAAAAGAGUCACUGAGUUCAUGAUAGCAGGUAUAUUCAGUGACGUCUACCCUCCGUCUGUCUAAAUCUGUAUAUUUUCAUAAAGUUCUUUUGAAUUAUGUGCACUAUGAGGAAAUCCGUGAGGUAAAUAUUUUCUGUUUCUUCAUCUCCUCGUCGUUGCAGGUGCCUGA
Messenger RNA from Xyrichtys novacula (pearly razorfish), 7649 nucleotides. The record is from the annotation of a GenBank genome assembly. NCBI's taxonomy places the organism in Eukaryota, Metazoa, Chordata, Actinopteri, Labriformes, Labridae.